This is a messenger RNA of Annulohypoxylon maeteangense, 1956 nucleotides long. Its product is annotated as MFS general substrate transporter. Gene Ontology annotation, molecular function: transmembrane transporter activity. The record is from RefSeq and is a predicted model, not a curated record. The coding region runs from base 1 to 1956 and encodes 651 amino acids. Gene Ontology annotation, biological process: transmembrane transport. The transcript has 3 exons. Lineage: Eukaryota; Fungi; Ascomycota; Sordariomycetes; Xylariales; Hypoxylaceae.
AUGGAGAUGACGUGUGGCCGCGACGGGCUGGCUUCCGCAACAGCUGACGAACGGGAAGGCCAUCUGGCCCGAGACAAUCCAAUAUCACAGAAGUGUAGGCUGGAGUCACCUGGUAUGAUAGCAGAAGACUCGUCCGCUACCGAAGCGCAGAGGAUAAUUACAUACGAAGGGACGGUUGAUGACCUACCACCGCCUAACGCCAGUACCCCUAUCACCUACCUCUACUUGACGUUCGACACCCCGGUAGCCGGCCCGGACCUGGGGAAUCCACAAUUAGAUCGUGAGAACCUUCCGGCAUGUCCUGACCUCUCGCGAUACACGGAUCCGCUAAGCUGGCCUUGGGCGCGCAAAGGGGUUAUGGUGGCUAUAUCUUGCGUUGCAACCUGUUUCACUGCAUACGCGGCCGGCGCAUAUUCCGAAUCCGUAGAUUUGAUCGCUGCGGACCUCAAGACGACCCGCGAGGGCGCGUUGGUUGGUGUAACGACCUUCUGCCUUGGUUUCGCCAUCGCCCCCAUGGUCUUAGCUCCGUUUUCGGAAAUAAACGGCCGCUAUCCCGUCUUCGCCAUUGCCGGAAUUCUCUUCGUAGUUUUCCAGGCGGUAUGCGGAGUGGUUAGAAACUUAGCAGGUAUGCUGAUCGCUCGUUUUCUCAAGGGCGUCGGCGGAAGUGUGUUUAGCACUAUGGUGGGAGGCGUCAUUGCCGACAUGUACGAAAAGGAGGGCCGCAACACACCGAUGGCGCUAUUUAGCGGAGCUGUCCUCGUUGGUACCGGCCUUGGGCCUUUGGUGGCGGCUGUUAUGGUUCAAAGAUGGGGAAAGGAUGGAGAUAAAUGGAAAUGGAUAUUUUGGCAUCAGGUCAUUAUCGACUUUAUCUUGAUGGUCGCCGUGGUGGCUUUUUUUAAUGAGAGUCGUGGAUCGGUGCUUCUUUGUAGGAAAGCGAAGGUUUUGAACAUGUGGUAUACGAAGAUAGAGGAGAAGGGUGUUUUUGGAGUGUGUGUUGCCGAGUUAAAUAUAGAUCCUGGAGUUGUACCAAGAUCUACGAUGGCGUCCACAGAAAAACAUAUAUCACCACCUGGACUAAAAUAUCGAGCUAGGUUAAGGGGGGAUGUGCGCUUACAGAGGAUUAGAUGGAUCGUGAAAGAGGACGAACACAAAACAUCUAUCGCUACAAUGGUGACCGUGUCGUUGUUUAGGCCGUUCCUGCUACUCUUUACCGAACCGAUCGUUUUCUUCUUCUCGCUAUGGGUGUCUUUCGCAUGGGCUAUCCUAUACUUAACAUUCGGGUCCAUACCACUCGUAUUUCAACGGCAAUAUGGAUUCAAUGUCGAGCAGUCUGGUUACGUGUUCACGGCGAUGAUCAUAGGCUCCAUAUUCUCGACGAUUAUCGGUAUAUGUCAAGAAAGCAUGCUUAAGCAUCCAAGGUGGCAGUCUAGAUCGGACAACUCUGACGUGGAAAGCUCAGAAAACAGCUCGGAGAAUUUGGAAGAAAACGCGGGAAGAACCGGAUUUUGGGUCUUCGCGAGGAGGAGAUUCCCGGUCGAAUCCCCAGAAUCACGACUGUAUUUCGCCUGCUUCACUUCAGUGCUGCUUCCGGCGGGCCUCUUCCUAUUUGGGUUUGCGGCUCAGCCGUCGAUUCAUUGGAUGGUCCCCGCCUUUGCGAUAUUCCUGGCCACGAUGGGUAUAUUCUACGUUUAUUUAGCUACGUUCAACUACCUCGCGGAUAUAUACCAAACAUACGCGUCUUCAGCGUUAGCAGCACAGUCGUUUUGCCGUAACGUGCUUGGCGGCGCGUUCCCUCUCGUCACGGCACCGUUGAUCCGAAAUCUAGGUGAAGACGCAACGGGUGGGCUGUUGGGGGGGAUUGCUACGGUGUUAACUGUUGUCCCGUGGGUGCUGGUUUUGUUCGGAGAAAAGAUCCGAGGAAGAAGUUCGUUUGCUAUUGCGCUUGAGCGCAAAUGA